Quercus robur (English oak) is the source of this 2442-nucleotide messenger RNA. Its product is annotated as cyclic nucleotide-gated ion channel 1-like. Gene Ontology annotation, cellular component: membrane. The record is from RefSeq and is a predicted model, not a curated record. Lineage: Eukaryota; Viridiplantae; Streptophyta; Magnoliopsida; Fagales; Fagaceae. Gene Ontology annotation, biological process: transmembrane transport; monoatomic ion transport. Bases 372 to 2222 code for a protein of 616 amino acids. Gene Ontology annotation, molecular function: monoatomic ion channel activity. The transcript is spliced from 9 exons.
AUUGCUCUUCCUCGCCCUUUUUUAUUCAGAAGAAAAAAUAUUGCAUCUUCUUCACAUUUUGAAAGUCCUAUCACUCACUACUCUUUUGUUUCCGGCUUCUCUAGUUCGACCUCGUAAAAGUAAAACGCCCCCUAGCUAGGCUGAGUUCUACAAGCUUCAACUUCACUGUUUCAUGUUUCAUGUUUGUACGUCCAGGUAACAUGUUUAUACACUGUAGCAUGAAGCUUUGACCAAAAAUAAGAUAUUCUGCAUUUUGGGAAGCACAUAGUGGCAGAGGGAUCAAAGCGGUAAGAUUGGUAAGGUCCAUACAUAAGUCAGAGCUCAAUCUUUAUUUUGGACAUUGCCUCCUUGAAAAGCUUUAGCCUUUAGGUAUGAGCUUCUGUGGGAAUCGGCGAGAGAAAGGUGAUAGCUUUAGGAUUCAUGAAAUUGAGGUGGGGCAAUACGUGAGGAAUGGAGGUGAAUCAGGUGAUUUAUUGCCAAGACCAAGGAACUCAAUGAAAAUUCGUGAACUACCUCCCUGGUUCUUUCAACCAUGGAGGAUAAUAUUUGGAGUGUCGUGUGUGCUUGCAGUAGCAAUGGAUCCUUUGUUCUUUUACGUUCCUGUGAUCAACGAAGGGAACAAGUGCAUUGAGUUGGACAAAAAGUUGAAAACCAUAUCUCUUGUUUUGCGAUCUGUUACUGAUAUCAUUGGCAUUAUAAAUAUUAUUUUGCAAGUUCUUAAUGGUUGCACAGACAAAAACUCGGGAGAAGACAUUGAUCCUAAGAAAAUACCAAGGUGGUGGCUAUACUUCCUGAUUGACAUUCUGGUUAUUCUUCCCUUCCCACAGGUGAUAAUUUUAUUUUAUUUUCGAGAACUGAAAGGCUCAACAUUUUUGAACACGAGAAAGUUGUUGACUUUUUUUGUUCUCUUCCAAUAUGUGCCAAGAGUUGUUCAAAUCUACCGAUCCUGGAAAAAUAAGAGAAAAGCCAACACAGUUUUUAAUAAAACCCCCAUAUGGGUUAAAGCUGCAUUCAAUUUCUUCUUGUACAUAGUUGCCAGCCAUGUAUUGGGAGCCUUUUGGUAUUUUCUUUCAAUUGAACGAGAGACGGCUUGCUGGCACAGGUUCUGUGUAAAAAAGGAAUGUAGCAAAAGGUCUUUCAAUUGUGAUCACAGUUUAGGAAAUUACGCAUUUCUAAAUGAUUUUUGCAUUAUAAGUCCACCAAAUACAACAACACCAGAUACAACCUUCUUUGAUUUUGGAAUAUUUUAUGGAGCCCUUAAUUCUGGUGUUGUGCAGUCCAAAAAUUUCUCAGAAAAAUUCUUUCAAUGUUUCUGGUGGGGCUUGCGAAAUCUAAGUUCUCUUGGUCAAAACCUCCAAACAAGUAACUAUGUUUGGGAAAACUUCUUUGCAGCUCUUAUUUCUCUCGUUGGCUUGCUAUUAUUUUCAUAUUUCAUUGGAAAUUUGCAGUUAUACAUGCAGUUGGAUACUGCAAGUUGGGAGAAGAAAAGAAAAAAGGCAAAGGAAGAAAAAUAUAAGAGGAAGCAGCAAAUAAGAAAAAUAAAAAUAUGGAUGUUCAAAUACAAGAUCCCUGGUGAAAUGAAGGGGAAGAUUAUGCAGGAGGUAGAGCGCAAAUUGGAAGAAAAAGAAGAUGUUUGUGUGGAGAACCUGUUAUCACAUCUUCCUCAACUUUUAAGGAACGACAUAAAACGCCACCUCUGCUGGAAUCUACUAAAACAAGUGCCAAAGCUUCAAAAUAUGAAUGAAAAUCUGUUGCAACAGAUAUGCGACUCUCUCAAUCCAAGGUACUACAGCGCGCACAGCUACAUUGUUCGGGAGGGAGACCCAAUUGAUGCGACGUUUUUCAUUAAAGAUGGCAUUGCAUGGACCUAUACAACCAAUAAAGGUGAAGCAAGUGGCUCCUCACAAGCUGAGAGUCUUGAAAGAGAUCAAUUUUUCGGAGAAGAACUAAUUGAAUUGGUGUUGAAAACCCCCUCAUUGUCCAGAUUAUCCAAACUCCCCCUUUCUACGAUGACCGUCAAAACCCAUGGAAAAGUUGAAGCCUUUGCUCUAAUGGCCAGGGACUUAAAUAAUAUACUCCUAAAGAACUGGUUGGAUAAAGACAAAGAGGAAUCGAAACCCUUCGCAGCUAAUGUUAUAAAGACAGCCUGGCUCCGACAUCAUGAAAAGUCCUCCCAUGGCGGCAGAUACUUGAUGCUGAGCUCAGGUACACAAGGCAACUAAAGCACUGCUCGUUCAACAGGUCCAUAUGUAUCAUGCAUGUUGUGUAAGGAAUUCUCUUUCGGUUUUUUUUAGUGAUUGAUGAUUUGCUUUUUUUAGAUUAUUGAAUUAAGACUUGACUAGGGAAAAUAAAUCUCUGUUAAAAUCUAGCAAGUGUUGAUGUAAGGAUGAUUUGUUUUUAUUUAAUUUAUUUGCUGAAAAUGAGGCUUAAUUGAUUCUUCAA